AUGGAAGAUGUGGAGAACAUAAGGACUUCAUAUAAAGUGCUGAAAUGUAAGUGUGUCUACCUGAAAAGCUAUCUGGAGCAUAUUGUUACUGUGGCGAAAAGAUCCUCCGACCUUCUUUUUCGCGCUCUUCAGAUUCCAAGAGAUAUUGAAUGGAACGACCUACUACUUACGCAUUGCAUAGAAAUGAGCGAGAGGCAAAGGGCUGUGUUUGAUGAGGCAGGGGUAUUUUAUGGAGAAACCUUGUUUAAGGAGCUUGAUGGGCUGAUUGCGACUAUAGUCAAUGAUAUGAAGAUGAUUGACGAGGAGGUAAAGGCCAUUUCUGAGAGGCCAGCAGAAGGCCUGAAGGAACUGAGGAUAGCCCGAAACAGACACAUGGAGGCUUGGACACAUGGAAAGCAUGACCCGUGGUUGACAGAGCUCGGCCUGAAAAAGGCAGUUAAGAAGGUUCUCCUUAUGGAUGACGAGGCGAACAAUGUGAUGUAUGGAAAGGUUGGGGGAUUUAAUAUGUCCUUACAGAGUGCAGCAGACAGGUUUAAAGAAACCCUCCUGAGUCUUAUGAGGAUUCAGAAGCAGAAGUACCAAAAGCUUCGGGACUCUGUAGAUAUGGAAACCAAGAGAUGUGAGGAGAUGGAUAGGUUUUUUGACACCAUCUCCGAAUCACCAAAAGAGGUUAGAGGGGAAGCAAAGAAGGACGAGAAACUCAAAGAGAAGGUUGAUGCCUCGUUUGAGACAUUUGUAGAGGAGAUAAGCAAGGAGCUGUCAGGAAAGGGUAUAACAGUUAGAAAGAAUCUGGAAAUUGUAAAGUCCUCUAUAUGCAAAGUGAAAAAGGGAUAUACAGGGGAUUGGAUAGUGGCAUAUCUAGGGGUCACGUCCACGGGAUAUGCACACUUCUUUGAUGUCUCGGGGUUGUUGAACGAAGCAGAAGGUCUCAAGAACAUCAUUAAUAAUUUAAACAAUAGCACGAGCAAAGGCUUUAUAUCCAUGUUUGAUGGAAGCAAGCCCAGAAAGGAAUCUGGGGAGGACAGAAUGAUUUUUGAGAUAAAUACCAGGAUCGGCGAGACGGUCGAGACUCUUUCAAGUCCGGUGGUUUCGAUUAAUCUAAAUGAUAACACCUACGAGCUCGAUAGAGAGAGAAAACAAAUCUCGGUAAGUAGUAAGCACCAGAACGGGUUUGCAAGUUUCUUUGGGGUAUGUGAGGUGAAGAUCAAGCUCUUCUCUCUUUCAAAUGCAAUAGAGAUAUUCCAUACACUCAAAAAUAGGAACAAACUUGAGGAAAGUAUAGACAACUUUGCCGAAGGUCCCAGGAAAGAAGUCAAUGAAGGAGUUGGGCUUAAGGUUCUGCUACAAGAGGAGAAUCCCUGGGUUGAAGGAUGA
This is a messenger RNA of Encephalitozoon intestinalis ATCC 50506, 1374 nucleotides long. RefSeq lists its product as uncharacterized. The coding region runs from base 1 to 1374 and encodes 457 amino acids. The transcript has a single exon. NCBI's taxonomy places the organism in Eukaryota, Fungi, Microsporidia, Unikaryonidae. The record is from RefSeq and is a predicted model, not a curated record.